Tetranychus urticae (two-spotted spider mite) is the source of this 1381-nucleotide messenger RNA. RefSeq names its product decapping and exoribonuclease protein Rai1. Gene Ontology annotation, biological process: NAD-cap decapping; nuclear-transcribed mRNA catabolic process. Gene Ontology annotation, cellular component: cytosol; nucleus. The record is from RefSeq and is a predicted model, not a curated record. Gene Ontology annotation, molecular function: mRNA 5'-diphosphatase activity. Lineage: Eukaryota; Metazoa; Arthropoda; Arachnida; Trombidiformes; Tetranychidae.
AAUAUUUUGUAUAAACAAAAACACAGCAUUCAAUCAGCCAUGUUUUCACCUUUGACUGUUUGGUUAAGAUCAUUAGAUAGACGUUAGAGUUUACCUUUUAGCCACAUGAUGUACCAUCACAUUUUAUAUAAAAGAAGUAAUUUUGUUUAGUGAAUUUGCUUAGUGAAUUCAUCUUUAAUACAGUAUAUACCAUUUUACAAUUGUGCUUAAACGAAUCUUUUGAAAUUCAAUUUAAAUAAGUGCCAACGCCAUUGAAUCAGCAACAUGGACUCAAUCGUUGAGAGAGUAAGAAAUAUCGUCAUUCACGAGUUGGAUGUGAAGCAAAUGCGCCUUGAUAAUGUUGUACUGGAUGGACCAAAGAGACUUGGAAGUUUUUCAUGCUAUGAUAAUAAUAAUGGUAGUGUUUACUGUCCAGACGAAUCAUCUAUACGGUACCUGGACUUACCCAAUCCAGUCAAUAUCAACUGUCUACAAGGAUACGACCCUAAUGUAAAGUAUGGCCAUAUUAUUUCUAGAGAUAUGCUUGUGUUGCGAUGGGUCUUGAACCAUGAAGAAAAAAUGAAAAAGUUUCCUUCUGAUUUCAUCGUUAACAAUGGUUUAAUGAAAGACAUGAUGCUUGUUAGGUAUUGUGAUUUAGACUGGAACAUUUCCGCGACCAAAAUCAGAGGGAAAAUUGUAUUAAAUAAGAUCGAAUCGAUUGAACUGAAAGAUCGGAUUGCCAAUCAAUCUGAUAUCAACAAUAAAUCGACUUAUACAGCUUUUAAUUUACAAAGGCUGAUUACUAAAAACAAUUAUGAGGAUGAAUGUUCUUCUGGGAAAGAAAUGAGUUCAUUUUAUGGUGUUUUUCACACCAAGAUUGGCUCUCAUCAGAUACUUCAUGCUGGAUGGUUACACGGUGUCGAAAGUAAACAGGAACUGGAUAAACCAUUUGAGGAAAUGAAGUUCAUUCUGAUUAAAAAGUUCAAUGCUCCAAGAGAGUCGCAUUCGUUUUGGCAAAGUAGCACAUGGUGGUCAUUGGCUAAACUUGCUGGACUCGAUACGAUAGUCCGUGCUAAAUUUGAUAAAGAUUUCAUAGUUAAAAGUAUCGAUAAGUUGGAAGUUGAUACUUUAACCAACAAAAGAUUUAAAAUGACGUUCGUUGCUUCAUUGGACAAGGUUUUGGAUUUCAUCAAAACAAUUGUUACUGAAGAAAAUAAAUGUUAUAACUUUAGUUUCAAUGGUAAGGAUAAAAAGCUUAUUGGAUACAUGAAGAUAGGACCAGAUGAAAACCUGAUUCCUUCAUGGUUUACAGAUGUAAAACUUGUUAGCAAAUCUUAAUCCAUUGCAUAAUAGUUCAUUGUACCGCAAGUAUUUUUUGAAUAAAUUAUUUUUUGUUAUCAAA